Mycena citricolor is the source of this 371-nucleotide messenger RNA. The record is from the annotation of a GenBank genome assembly. Lineage: Eukaryota; Fungi; Basidiomycota; Agaricomycetes; Agaricales; Mycenaceae.
AUAUCUGGUCUGAUCGUAUUCUACACUAGAUCAUUACGCCUGCGCUGUACAUAUUUGGCUCGUUUGCUUCCCCGAUGCUGCCUUGCCACUUGUUCUGCAAAAAGGUGCGCAACUCCAGAUGCCACGCCGACUGCUUCAGCGCGAACGCCCGUGCCCCUGCCUCCACUUCACGUGAUGAGCUCACCUGCCCCGACGACUUCGUCUUCCACCAAUCGGCCUGCCAUUCCAGAUAAGCACACACUCGACGCAUCUCCUCCUUCAGCAGCAGGACCUCCUCGGUCCACCUAUCGCGACGUGCCAGCGCCCGACUCCAUUCCACCCGUAUUGCUGUGAUGAUAUCCUUCUCCUCGUUGUCCAAAGCUCCGGGCGCG